ACUAUAAGACAGAGAGCUUCAUCAACGUCUCUCCAUUUCCUUCUCUCUCUCUCUCUCUCUCUCUCUCUCCAUUGAUAUGAGGAACAUGUAACUCACCACCACAACCAAACCCAAAACCAUGGGGAGGCCAAUCCCAGAUGAGAAACCCACCACUACCCCAACCAGAUCAUCCAAAACCCUCCCCUCCUCCCCCACCCACUCCUCCCUCUCCUCCUCCUCCUCCGAGUUCGAAUUCAUGACCAUCUCCCUCUCCCCUCGCAAGUCCUCCGCCUCCGCCACCGCCGACGACCUCUUCUACAAGGGCCAGCUACUCCCCCUCCACCUCUCCCCCCGCCUCUCCAUGGUCCGCUCCCUCCUUCUCUCCUCCUCCUCUACCUCCUCCUCCGCCACCACCGUCACCUCCUCCUCCCGCCCCUCCACCUCCUCCUCCCGCCCUUCCUCCGCCACCGACUCCGACACCUCCUCCUCCUCCCGCCCCUCCUCCGUCACCGCCGACGACGAACUCAAACGCCUCAAGUACACCUCCUCCUCCUCCACCUCCACCACCCACUUCAAAAAGCCCAACAAGUACCUCUCAUCCCUCUCCCGAUUCUCGUCCGUUUUCCGGGUCAAGGACAACAAAGUCCGCGGUCCGGAAAACAUGUCAGGAUCCUCCGUCAAACGCGCCAAGGAGGUCUUCCGCAAGUACUUGAAAAAAGUGAAGCCAUUGUACAACAAGCUGUCGUCAUCGUCGCAAAAGCACCAGCAGAGCAUCCCAACCAACUACUCGGGGAACCUUUCUCUCUCCUUGACGUCUGAUGGAUUGGUCAAGGAAAGAGAAAAGGAUAGCGGUCAUGGGAGUCUGUCGCACUCUUUCUCGGGUAACUUGAUGUACCCGAGAAAGAAAGUCUCGGCCACCAGCUGCCCGUCCUCGAUGAGAUCGUCGCCGAACCAUUCCGGUCUCCUGUACCGGAACGGAUUACCGGCGAUGAUGAACCCGGUCAGGGAUUCGUCGUCGAUGGAGGAGCUGCAGAGCGCGAUUCAAGGAGCAAUAGCACAUUGCAAGAAGUCUAUGGUUGAGAAUAAGAUCAGUAUGGUUAGUGGUGAGAUUUGAGUUUUGGUGGGGAAAAAAUAAAAAUAAUUGAGUUGGUUUUAUUUAGGUUUGAGUAAUGUGUUAUGUGAACAAUUUUUUUUUUGUUACUAAUUUUAGUUUUUUUACAAACUGAUGUUGAUGUGCAGUUGAAAUAUUGUUCCUAUCGUAUACUCUAAUUCAAGUGGAUCUGGCUUUGAAUCUUAA
This is a messenger RNA of Rhododendron vialii, 1276 nucleotides long. RefSeq names its product probable membrane-associated kinase regulator 1. Gene Ontology annotation, cellular component: plasma membrane. Gene Ontology annotation, molecular function: kinase inhibitor activity. NCBI's taxonomy places the organism in Eukaryota, Viridiplantae, Streptophyta, Magnoliopsida, Ericales, Ericaceae. The coding region runs from base 119 to 1093 and encodes 324 amino acids. The transcript has a single exon. The record is from RefSeq and is a predicted model, not a curated record.